Molecule: messenger RNA, 549 nt
Organism: Suillus subalutaceus
Lineage: Eukaryota; Fungi; Basidiomycota; Agaricomycetes; Boletales; Suillaceae
Exons: 1
Coding region: 1-549 (182 amino acids)
Biological process (GO): protein dephosphorylation
Molecular function (GO): protein tyrosine phosphatase activity
Source: RefSeq, a predicted model, not a curated record
AUGUCUAUUUUCCCUCCACCCCUGGACAAUCAAUGCUAUCGACCCAGAUCCGACAAGUUGUCGGAUCUGGGUUCAAGUGAUGCACCUGUACUGGAGGUGACGCUACUAGAGAGCAAGCGAAUGAACGAAGCCUGCUGUGUGCAGAGGGAGGUCUCCAUCGUUCCUGUCACCUCGACAAAUCUGCAGGAUGCUGUGGUAUUUACCCAUCUGCCGUAUGUUGCAUGGCCGGAUCAUGGGGUCCUUGAGGAUGAAUAUCGAGCUAGCCUUCUCGCUUUCGUUCAUUUUCUGGAUCGCGCUAGCAAGGAUACAUCUUCACUCCCGUCAUCUCCGGAGCCAGACUCAGAUCCUCCUAUCGUGGUCAAUUGCACCACUGACAUUGGGCAGACCGGAUCGUUCAUCGCGAAGUUGUCACUAUCACACGAAUACCAUCUUUCGAGCGGUAACCCGCCCUUGAAUACUUUGGCACCUCUCUUCGUCCUCUUUGCCUGUCCUUCCUCUGGGUACUCUACUAAAGGAGCUUCAGGAAGACCUGGUAGCACAAUAGAUUGA